AUGCCUUCUUUCAAAAGACUUAUUGCUAAAUUCAACAAAAAAGUCAUUACUCGAUCUGUUCCUGUUGAAGAAUUUAACUAUGAGGAUGUGGAAGAACCUUCUGGUUCAACCGGCAUUAAAGAAGAUUUUGAACCUUCCUCAAUGCAAGUUGAACAAGAGAAUCCUUCUGUUGCGAAUCUGUUGGAUAGCAAGGUGAGAAUGGAAGAUUUUCCUCUCAUUAACGUCUGUUUGAUGGAGGAUGUCUUCUAUUCUUCAGACAAUCGAAGGCUUUAUUGCUUCAAGGAGGCGAUAAAGCGAGGGUUGGAUGUUGACAGGAUACCU
Messenger RNA from Dentiscutata erythropus, 321 nucleotides. The record is from the annotation of a GenBank genome assembly. Lineage: Eukaryota; Fungi; Glomeromycota; Glomeromycetes; Diversisporales; Gigasporaceae.